CUCCUCGUCUUCGCCGGCGCUCUCCUCCGCAUCGCAUGCUACGCCUCCCUCGGCUCUCUCCACACCUACGAAGUCACCCUCCGUCCUUCCCACUGCCUCAUAACCUCCGGCCCCUACGCAUACGCCCGUCAUCCGAGCUAUACCGCCGUGGGUAUGAGCAUCCUUGGUGUUCUGAUGAUGCAUUUCAGCGAGGGAGGAUGGAAUAAGACGUGUGGGAUGAUGGGGGUGCCGGUGGUAGGGAUGGGGUGGGCACUAUAUGUGAUGUUGGCUGGAUUUGUGGGGGUAUCGUUAAAGAGGAGGGCGGGUGUUGAAGAUGAGAUGUUGAGAGGGGAGUUCGGGGAGAGUUGGGAGGAGUGGAGGAGAGUGGUCAGGUGGAAGUUCGUGCCG
Molecule: messenger RNA, 387 nt
Organism: Stereum hirsutum FP-91666 SS1
Lineage: Eukaryota; Fungi; Basidiomycota; Agaricomycetes; Russulales; Stereaceae
Exons: 1
Biological process (GO): C-terminal protein methylation
Cellular component (GO): membrane
Molecular function (GO): protein C-terminal S-isoprenylcysteine carboxyl O-methyltransferase activity
Source: RefSeq, a predicted model, not a curated record